Penicillium maclennaniae is the source of this 1023-nucleotide messenger RNA. RefSeq names its product ribonuclease H2 catalytic subunit RNH201. Gene Ontology annotation, molecular function: RNA binding; RNA-DNA hybrid ribonuclease activity. The coding region runs from base 1 to 1023 and encodes 340 amino acids. Lineage: Eukaryota; Fungi; Ascomycota; Eurotiomycetes; Eurotiales; Aspergillaceae. The transcript has a single exon. Gene Ontology annotation, biological process: DNA replication, removal of RNA primer; mismatch repair. The record is from RefSeq and is a predicted model, not a curated record. Gene Ontology annotation, cellular component: ribonuclease H2 complex.
AUGGCUGCCGAUAACGGUCUCAAUACCUCUCAGGAUCCUCUAUCCUUCAUUCCCCCCAGUGUCGACUCGGCCCAAUUGCUCUCCGGAGCCUCUUAUGCAUAUUACACGCCCUGUCCCGCCCGAAUCACGUCUCGCGCCAAAGCGUCCAGCGAUGGUGUGGAAACAACUCAAUGUGUACUAGGCGUGGAUGAGGCUGGCCGUGGGCCGGUCCUAGGCCCAAUGGUUUACGGUGCCUUUUAUCUACCGAGGGACGUUCACCACUCUCUCUUGGCUGAAAAGCACAGCUUCGACGACAGCAAAGUCCUUACACCUAAUGCCCGCGCCAACCUGAUGCGACUCCUCAACACGCCCGGUGAGGACUUGUUCGAGUCCUGCGGCUACGCGAUCAAGGCCCUUUCUGCCCGCGACAUUGGUUCUGGGAUGAUGAGACCCGGCACCGCCGUUUACAAUUUGAACGCACAGGCGAUAGAUGCAACAAUCGAGAUAAUUCGCGGCGUGGUCGAAGUCCUCGGAGUGGAUGUGCGAGAGGUGUACAUUGACACCAUCGGCAAUCCAGCUACCUACCAGGCCAAAUUGGAGAGAAUUUUUCCAACCAUGAAAAUCACCGUGGCCAAGAAGGCAGACUCCCUCUAUCCAUGCGUCAGUGCAGCGAGUGUUGCAGCCAAGGUGACGCGUGAUGUCGCGUUGGAAGUUCUGUACGAGGCCGUGCUUCGCGCUCAACAGUCGGGAAACGCGUCUGUUCAGGGAUGGGGCAGUGGCUAUCCCUCGGAUUCCAAGUGCGUGGGAUGGUUGCGACGAAACAUGGAUCCCGUCUUUGGAUGGGGUAAUGAGUGUCGCUUCAGUUGGGGCACUGCGAAGGAAAUGCUGGAAAUCAAGGGCGGAGCACGAGUGGACUGGCCAGCGGACGAGGACGGAGGAGCAGGGCAGCUCAGUGAGUUCCUCUUGGUAUCAGGUCCAGGCAAAAGCUCAAGUCGAGGUGGCCUUGGGGAAUGGUAUGGUCAAAGGCAUGCCGAGAUUCUAUGA